CGAUUCUCAUUGGCCAACACACUUACCUUUUCUGCUAUUUGAAACACCUGAACAUGCCAAACGUGUCACGCUCUUAUUGGAGGGAGCAACGUACACCAAUCAAUGAACAACGAUUGGUUUCUUAUUGUAAACCGGGGCAACCCAAAGGAUAAGAUCGCAAUAAAGUGGAAUUGAGGAGGACAAUCUCGUCUCACCGGCACAAAUUUAUCCAAGUCGUCUACGAGUCUAAUAUACCACCGAUAAACAAAAACAAAAACAAAAACAAAAUCAAAAACCGAAAAAGAGCCUCCAACAUAACACACACCUGUUGCUUUUUCCUCAACGCCGCUUCAUUCUCUUUCCACAUUUAUCCCCCAUCGUGUUCAUCUAUUUCUUUUGUUGGUCUCUCGUAAUUUUACUCGAUUUCGAUCUUAGCAUUUGAACCUCAUUCCCUCUUAUCGUUGAUAUCUUCUCUCUGGCGAUACUAUCCGUCCGGCUAGGGUUUCUACUGCUCUUGCUCUUCACCCUCAUAACCAUCGCACAUUCAUUCUAGUUAGAGUUCAUCGAGUACCGAGUUACUUGUCCAAAAUUACCAAUCAGGGUUAAGUAUCAGAUUGGGCUACCUUCUUGGUAUUCAGAUUUUUUAAGUAGCGUUUUGAUUUAUAAUUUUAGUUCCCGCUUUUGCUUGGUGGUUGGGAUUAGGGUUUUCAAUAUCGAUUCGAGUGUUUAAUACACUCUUGAGAUUCGCAAUUAGGGUUUUGAGUAUUUGUCAGUGAUGCCGCGAAGUUCACGCCACAAAUCGAGCAAACAUAGUUCGAGAGAUGCAAGGGAUUACUCAGAUUCUGAGAAGGACUCAUGCUCCAAGGACAGAAAGAGCAAAGAGGAGAGUACUGUUAGGGUUUCUAAGGACUCUGGCUCUGGUGAGAAGCGAAAGCUUGAUUCCAGGGACAAUAAAGACUCAUUUGGCUCUGGAAACGGGGAGUACUUAGAGGAAUAUUCGUCAUCAAAGCGGUUUAAAGAGAGAGCUGAGGACGGUGUGAAUGAUAGGUGGAAUGGCGGAGACGAUGAUAAAGGGGAGGUGACGAAGAAGUUGAAGGAGAAGUCGGGUGAAUCCAGGAGUAAGAGGAGAGAUGAGAGUGCUGGAGCAUAUGGUGAGAGUGAGGAAGUGGUUAAAAAGAGUAGUGGAAAGAGUGACGGAAAGCAUAGGGAAUCGAGUAGUCGAAAGGAGGGGAGAGAGGGUGGAACUGAGAGGGACAGGGAUAGAGAGAGGGAAAGGGAAAAGGAGAGAGAUAGGAGGGGUAAGGAAGGGAAGAGUGAUAAAUUGGUUGAUGGCGAAGACCUGCGAGCAGUGAAGCAAGUAUCUGAAAAAACUGAGUUGAAGGCACGUGAUCUAUUGCAAAGUAAUGAAUUGGAAAGCCUUCCUGAUAAACGAAUUAGGAGAAAACAAGAUGGUUCUGGUGAUGGGGAUAAGCAUCAGGAUGAUAUUGAAGACAUCAAUGAUAGACGAUUUUCCUCGAGGGAGGAUGGUAGGCCAAAGGAUGAGAAGCAUAAGGACGAGAGAUAUAGAGACAAGUACCGUGAAGACAAGUAUAGAGACGAGCGUGCUCUAAAAGAUCACAUUAACAGCAGGUCUGAUGAUAAAAACUUGAGGGAUGAUAAAGAUACCAUAGAUAUUAAACCGAAGAAAUAUAAGCUUCAAGAUGGUGAUCGAGAGCAUGAUCAUGAUCGUGAUUUUGAUCUUGGCUGGGACCAUGAUCAAGAUGUUGAUGGUGAAAGUCAUCAUCGUGAUUGGGACCGGGACCGGGAUAGAGAUCGGGAUCGUGAUCAUGACCGUGAUCGUGAUUGGGAUCGGGAUAGAGACCGUGAACGAGAACGGGACCACGAGCGUGACCGUGACCGACAUCUUGACUAUGAUGAUCGAAGUGCUAUUAGAUACAAAGAUAGCAGGGGAAGGAAGAUAUCUCCUGAUGAUCAUGAAGAUUAUAAUGACGCUAAAUCUAGAGGUGUCAAAACACUUUAUCUUGACAUGGAAAAGAAAUCUUCAAGCAGCAGUAGAGUUGAGUCUGAUGCUGACAGAGGAAGGUCUCAAUCACGUCAAGCUCACCCAGACAAUAAUACCAGCAGCAAUAGGAAGAGGGCUUCCCCCAACACAAGUUCUCAUGGAGCUGCAGAUGAGUACAGGCAAUUUAAACCGGAAGAACUAAAGCACAGGGAUGCUGUGGUAGAACAGAGGUCUAAAUCAAUCUCUUCAAGAGAGGCUAAUAAUUUGCCAGGGGCAUCAGAUAGAGCUUCCAAAUACAGAUCUGCUGAGAAGCCUACCAAAGUGGAUGAUGGCCACAUUGGGGAAUUGUCUUUGGACAGAUCUUCAAGAUCUAAAGCUUCACCCAUGGGCCUGGUGGAUAGAUCUCCUACGUCAUCAAGUGUGGAGUGUAGAUCCAUGAAUAGGUCUGGUGUUAGACGGAGUGUUGACAUCGAAGAAUCAGGGAGGAGGAGUAGUGUUUCCAUGGGUGCAAGAGAUUUGCCUUAUGCUGAUGACAGGUCAAAUCGGGAUUUACCUUCGGAGAAGUCUCUAGCUGAUGAGUCAACUUCAGUUGAUUCAUCCUUUUACAAUAGACAUAGUCAAAGCAACUCUGCUUUGAUUCCUCCAUCUGCUUUCCGAGGUGGAGUUGGCAGCCCUUCUUUUCUUGGUUCACUGGACGAAGAUGGUAGAAUUAAAAGUGGUGCCCGCUACAAGAGGAGUGCUGAUCCCAAUAUGGGAAGAGGGCAAGGGAAUGCUUGGAGGGGUGCUCCAAACUGGUCUUCAUCUGUGCCAAAUGGCUACAUUCCUUUCCAACAUGGGCCACCUCAUGGAGGUUUUCAAGCCAUGAUGCCACAGUUUCCAUCUCCUCCUGUGUUUGGAGUUAGACCCUCAAUGGACAUCAGCCACUCUGGGAUUCCUUAUCAUAUUCCUGACGCUGAGAGGUUUUCCAGUCAUCUGCGCCCCCUUGGAUGGCAGAACAUGAUGGAAGGGUCAGGGCCUUCUCACAUGCAUGGAUGGGAUGGAAGUAAUGGUGUAUUUAGGGAUGAAUCACACAUGUAUGGGGGACCAGAAUGGGACCAGAGCAGACAUCCAAUGAAUGGUCGAGGGUGGGAAAACAGUGCAGACAUUUGGAAAGUGCAAAAUGGUGAUAUGAAUAUGGAUUUGCCAUCAACAUCCCUGAAAGUGGAUUUUCCGGUGCAGGCCCCUAUGGAAGAUGUUCUAGCUGGCCAGGAAGGUCAAAAGUCACAAAAUGAAAGUAGUUAUCAUGUUCAGGGAAAAAUUGUUGAAACAAAGAUAGCUGUCGCUCCAUCCACAAAAGAAUCUUCUAAAUCUUCACCUGAAACUACCUAUGAGCAGAAACCAGAUCAUCCUAAAUUGUCAAGUGAUGAUAAUGUUGCUCAUUUUUACUGUGCUUAUCUUUCCAAGCUGGACAUUUCAACUGAACUUACUGAUCCAGAGCUGCACAAUCAGUAUAUGAAUUUAUUUAAUAUAGAACAGAGUGCUACUUCUGAUGAAGACACUGCCUUCCUUGUAAAUUUGAAGGAUGGUGCAAGAGCAGUACCAAAAAGUUCUGAUACCUUGUUGAGCUCCUUACAUUUUCCUGCUACAAGUGAUACUGUUUUUCAGAGAGCAAUGGACAUUUACAAGAGGCAGAGAGUAGGUUGGAGCUUGCCAAGGGCCAACAGUGGAACAAUAGAUGUUAGAGUGCCUGUUAAUGAUGUGAUAGCAGGAGAGGCGAUUUUAGAUCACAAUGCAGAAAUGUCUGAUGCGCAGAUGUUGAAUGUGGAUGAGGAGAAAGUGGAAGUUCAUGCUUCAAUUGCUACUGAGGAAGAGAAUUCAGAAGUGGCUUGUAGCCUUGAGGUGGAUGUUCAUGCUCAUACCUCUAACCUGAAGUUUGCAUUGGCCAGUCAAGCUGCUAGUCAUGAUAUCCCAGAAAAGCCCACGAUGAUUUUCAAUGGUGAUAAGGUAGAUGGGAAGUCAAAUGAGAUAGUGAAUUCAGAAGAUAAACAGAUGGAAGGUUGUAAUAAUACUUUCGAUUGUGCUGAAGAAGGGCAGGGGGUUGGUGAUGCUAUAUGUGGUCCUGUAAUUUUUUCGGAUGGUUCCCCCAAGGCAUUUGGGGCUUUGAUGCCUAGGUCAAAUGAGUCCGAGUCGGUAAUUUUAAGUCGGAUACAUCAUUCUCUUGAAAGUACACAUUGAGACAAUUCCUAUAUACAUGUUCUUUAAUGCGUUUUUGGUUUA
Messenger RNA from Hevea brasiliensis (rubber tree), 4237 nucleotides. RefSeq lists its product as uncharacterized. The record is from RefSeq and is a predicted model, not a curated record. Lineage: Eukaryota; Viridiplantae; Streptophyta; Magnoliopsida; Malpighiales; Euphorbiaceae. Bases 755 to 4195 code for a protein of 1146 amino acids. The transcript has 5 exons.